AUGUCGGGACAGAGACCAGAUCUUUCUCAAUACAACUAUGGCGCCAUUUCAUCCCUAGUUCUCACAGCAGACCGCUCUGCUCUUCCGCGAAGAGACAAGGAACCGGAUGGCGCGCCAACUUCUCUCGCUGGUCGAAUUGACCCAAAAGAUAUGGGUUCUCGUGUACAACGGCAAGCCCCCAAAGAUGUUGAGAAGAAGAAAAAAAACGCUGUCGACCGUCAGGACCCUUCAGAAAAGCAGUCAAAAAGGAAGGCAGACACAACCACCGCGUUUGGCUACGCGGACAUCCUCGAGUCUACGCAAGAUGUAGAGGGUUUAACGUACAGACCUCGGACUGCGGAAACACGGGAGGUUUACCAGCACAUGCUGUCGAUUGUACAUUCUGCUUUAGGAGACCAAGCGCAGGAUAUUGUUCGGAGUGCAGCGGAUAUGGUACUGGAAACACUGAAGAACGAGGGAAUGAAGGAUUUUGACAAAAAGAAGGAGAUAGACAAAAUACUGGAACCAAUUUCCUCGGAGGUACUUUCUCAACUCGUCAACCUGUCAAAAAAGAUCACGGAUUAUGGGGCAGAGGAUGAAGAGAUGGCUGAUCCCGACGCGGAGCGCAAGGAGGCAGAAAUAGAUGAUGAAGUUGGAGUCGCGGUUGUCUUUGAUGAAGAAGAGGACGAAGAGGAGGAGGAGGAAGGCUAUGAAGUCAAAGACGAAUCAGACGACGAGGAAGAGGAGGCUGUACCCGAAGAAGUCCCGCUGGGUGGCGACACUGGAGAAGAGGAAUUGGUGAUUGGAGGGGAGUCUUCGAAAGACAAGAAAGCCAAGGCCGAUAAGGACAUUGUUUCUCCCCAUUCUAUCGAUGCCUUCUGGGUUCAGCGUCAGGUCUCAGAGAUCUAUCCUGACCCGGUCACGGCAGCAGACAAGGCUGCGUCCGUACUUUCAAUCCUUGGUUCCGAGUCGAGUCUUCGUGAUUGCGAAAACCAGCUGAUGGAGCUUUUUGAUUAUCAAAGUUUCCACAUUACCACGAAAUUCCUCAAAAACAAGGAUGUCAUUGUUUGGUGCACAAAACUAAUGCGCAGUGACGCUGACGAGCGAGUCAACGUCGAAGUAGCGAUGCGGGAGAAGGGCGUUGGCUGGAUUUUGCGAGCCCUGGCCGGUGAUCGACAAACCAAGACUCGCGAAACGGAUGCCAUGGACGUGGACCAGAAGCCGGUUGCUCAGGUAUCGAAGAAGGCCAACCUGGCACCCGGAUCCACCGUCCAGCCCAAAAAGACGGUGGACCUGGAAAGCAUGGCGUUUAGUCAAGGUGGUCAUCUUAUGUCAAAUAAGAAGUGCAAACUUCCAGAGGGGUCCUUCAAACGUGCGAAGAAGGGCUACGAAGAGAUUCAUGUUCCCGCUCCCAAGUCGAAACCUACCGCAGCUGGAGAACUUGUUCCAAUCUCCGACCUGCCAGCUUGGGCUCGUGAGGCGUUCACCGUUCUCACACUCAAUCGUAUCCAGAGCAAGUUGUACCCUAUCGCCUUCGGUACUGACGAACCAAUUCUUCUAUGCGCCCCAACAGGUGCUGGAAAGACUAACGUUGCUAUGCUUACGAUUUUGAACGAGCUCGCCAAAUACAGAGAUGAAGACAGCGGUGCUUUUGACCUCGACGCCUUCAAAAUAGUCUACGUAGCACCCAUGAAGGCACUUGUACAAGAGAUGGUUGGAAACUUCACGGCACGGCUGAAAGUCUUUGGGAUAAAAGUUGGGGAAUUGACCGGAGAUUCUCAAAUGACAAAACAACAGAUUGCAGAAACCCAGAUCAUCGUCACCACUCCGGAAAAAUGGGACGUUAUCACCCGCAAGAGCACAGACACCAGCUAUACAAAUCUUGUCAGACUGACAAUUAUCGAUGAAAUCCACCUUCUACACGACGAACGUGGCCCUGUACUCGAGAGUAUUAUAGCUCGGACAAUCCGACGGAUGGAGCAAACUGGGGAAUAUGUUCGUCUCGUCGGUCUUUCCGCUACGUUGCCCAACUACCAAGACGUUGCGACCUUCCUUCGCGUCGAUGAAAAAAAAGGUCUUUUCUAUUUCGACGCUUCGUAUCGGCCUUGCGGACUGCAACAGCAGUUCAUCGGUAUCACUGAAAAAAAGGCCAUCAAACGGUACCAAAUCAUGAAUGAGGUUUGCUACGAGAAGGUACUCGAUCAAGCCGGAAAAAAUCAGUCCCUCGUCUUUGUCCAUUCUCGGAAAGAGACUGCCAAAACAGCAAAGUUCCUCAGGGACAUGGCCAUGGAGAAGGAGACCAUUACCCAGUUUGUCCGUCCUGAUGGGGCCACCAGAGAGAUUUUGCAGGAGGAGUCCAACAAUGUUAAAGAUCCCAAUCUACGAGACCUUCUGCCGUUUGGCUUCGCCAUUCAUCACGCUGGAAUGUCUCGAGAGGAUCGUGGACUUGUGGAGGAGUUGUUUGCUGAUGGGUCAGUGCAGGUGCUGGUAUGCACGGCCACCUUAGCGUGGGGUGUCAAUCUUCCGGCACAUUCUGUUAUCAUCAAGGGUACCCAGAUCUACAAUCCAGAGAAGGGCCGAUGGGUGGAGCUCUCGUCACAGGACGUCUUGCAGAUGUUAGGACGUGCAGGUCGGCCGCAGUACGAUACAUUUGGGGAGGGUAUCAUCAUCACCAACCAUCUCGAACUGCAGUAUUAUUUAAGUUUACUUAAUCAGCAACUGCCCAUUGAAUCGCAGUUCGUAGCGAAGCUUGCGGACAAUUUGAACGCCGAGAUCGUAUUGGGCACUAUCAGGAACCGAGAUGAGGCAGUUCAGUGGUUAGGGUACACUUACUUAUAUGUUCGGAUGAUGAAGUCACCUGGUCUUUAUGGGGUUGGUGUUGACUACCAAGAAGACGAUGAGGGUCUCAUCCAAAAACGCGCAGACAUUAUUCAUUCGGCCGCUGUCCUGUUAGAGAAAUGCCAGCUACUCAAAUAUGAACGCGCAACAGGGCGAUUCCAGAGCACCGAAUUGGGUCGGAUUGCAUCGCAUUACUAUGUCACACAUAAAUCGAUGCAGGUGUAUAAUCAGCAUCUGAGGCCAACAAUGUCGAUGCUAGAAUUAUUCAGGGUCUUCGCACUUUCCAACGAAUUCAAACUCAUUCCGGUCCGUCAAGAGGAAAAGCUUGAACUUGCAAAACUGCUUGAAAGAGUGCCAAUUCCGGUGAAGGAGAGUGUGGAAGAGCCUGCAGCCAAGAUUAACGUUUUACUGCAAGCCUAUAUCUCUCAACUCAAGCUCGACGGCUUCGUUCUCCUCGCGGACAUGGUAUUCGUACAGCAAUCUGCCGGAAGGAUUAUCCGGGCCGUGUUUGAAAUUUGUUUGAAACGUGGAUGGGCGGUUCCUGCGAAGGCCGCGCUUGACCUUUGUAAGAUGGUAGAGAAACGGAUGUGGGGUUCUAUGACACCCCUUCGCCAGUUCAAAGGAGUUCCGCCCGAAGUCAUCCGGAAAGCUGAAGGAAAGCAAUUCCCGUGGUAUCGAUACUUUGAUUUGACACCUCCCGAAAUUGGAGAGUUGAUUGGAAUCCCCAAUGCGGGUCGUCUGGUGCACCGGCUGGUUCAUAGCUUCCCAAAACUUCAACUUCAAGCACAAGUUCAACCUAUAACUCGGUCCUUACUCCGAAUCGAGCUCACCAUAGUACCUGACUUCCGAUGGGACGAGAAGAUUCAUGGUGGCGCCGAAACGUUCUGGAUCUUAGUUGAAGAUGUUGACGGGGAAAUCAUCCUUUUUCAUGAUUCCUUCGUACUGCUGCAGCGUUACGCCGAAGGCGAGCACAACGUAUCUUUCACUGUUCCCAUGUUUGAGCCAGUCCCUCCCAACUACUUUAUAUCUGUCGUCUCCGACAGGUGGCUUCACGCAGAAACAAGGCUGCCCAUUUCGUUUAAACACCUGAUCCUUCCCGACAAAUUCCCAUCUCCUACUCCCCUUCUUGAGUUGCAACCACUUCCGAUCUCGGCCCUCCACAACAAGCAGUUUGAGAAAAUUUACGCAUCGUCUAUAUCCAACUUCAACAAGAUACAAACGCAGGUGUUUCAAGCGCUCUACACGACGGACGAGAACGUCUUUAUUGGAGCUCCAACUGGCAGCGGGAAAACUGUAUGUGCAGAGUUUGCGUUGUUACGGUUAUGGAGCAAACCGCAAGCUGCUCGAGCUGUCUGCAUCGAGCCCUAUCAGGAAAUGGUGGAAAUGCGAUUGAAGGAGUGGCAGACAAAAUUCGCCGACCUCAAUAAGGAGUUUGUAGCCCUCACAGGGGAGACGAGUGCAGAUUUGCGACUGCUGGAAAAGGGCGAUGUCAUCAUCUGCACGCCUUCACAGUGGGACGUUAUUUCGCGUCGGUGGAGGCAGCGGAAGAAUGUUCAGAACCUCGCACUUCUCAUUGCAGACGAGGUUCACCUUGUUGGUGGUGACGUUGGGCCAACAUACGAAGUUAUCAUCUCGCGUACCAGAUACGUCUCUGCUCAGACCGAAAUCAAAACCCGUAUAGUCGGUUGUGGUGUCUCCCUUUCUAACUCCAGAGAUCUUGGAGAAUGGAUGGGCGUUCCAUCUCAUGCCAUCUUCAAUUUCUCUCCCAGUGCUCGCCCGCUUGAUUUGGACAUUCACCUACAGUCAUUCACCAUCCCUCACUUCCCUUCCCUCAUGAUUGCUAUGUCAAAGCCUGCCUACCUCGCCAUCACAGAAUACUCCCCCACCAAACCUGUCAUAAUAUUUGUGCCAUCCAGAAAACAGUGUCGUUUCACUGUGGAUGACCUCCUUGUCCACUGCGCUGCCGAUGAGAAUCCUGAACGAUUCUUGAAUGUGGGUUUAAGUGAUUUGGAAGUUCAUCUCAAUCAUUUGAGGGAUGAAGGUCUGAAGGAAACGCUGAAGCAUGGCGUUGGUUACUACCAUGAAGCUUUGGAUGCCCAGGACAAACGAAUAGUGCAGAGGUUAUUUGAAAGUGGUGCAGUACAAGUCCUUGUGGCUUCUAAGGAUACUGCAUGGUCACUCCCGGUUGCCAGUUAUAUGGUGAUACUCAUGGGUGUGCAAUACUAUGAAGGCAAGGAACAUCGAUACAUCGAUUACUCUAUCCUGGAUGUUCUGCAAAUGAUGGGACACGCGUGUCGGCCAAGAGAGGAUGAACGAAGUCGGUGCAUUCUGAUGUGCCAACAGACAAAAAAGGAAUUUUACAAGAAGUUUUUGGCUGAAGGCCUCCCUAUCGAGAGCCAUCUCCCCACGCACAUGCUACAUGACUACUUCCUGGCAGAGAUUGCAGUGAAGACCAUCGAGAAUAAGCAAGAUGCUAUGGACAUAUUGACGUGGACAUACUUCUACCGUCGGAUGACUCAGAACCCCAACUACUACAACCUACACAACGUCAGCCAUCAGCAUCUCUCGGACCACCUCUCUGAGCUAGUGGAAAACACAUUAACGGAUCUCGUCAAUUCGAAGUGCAUAUCUAUCGAGGACGAAAUGGACGUUGUGCCGCUCAAUCUGGGUAUGAUCGCGGCAUACUACAAUAUCUCCUAUGUUACCGUUGAGGUCUAUACCCUCUCCCUCAAAGAGCGAACGAAACUUAAAGGCCUCCUUGAAGUGGUAUCUUCAUCCGCCGAAUUCGAAACUAUUCCUAUUCGUCGACAUGAGGACGUCCUGCUGAAACGUCUAUACGACCGUCUCCCAGUCAAGCUUGAAGCAAGCAGCGUCAAUUUCGAAGCACCCCAUUUCAAGACCUUCCUCCUCUUACAAGCUCACUUUAGUCGUAUUCAACUACCAGCGGAUCUUGUUGCGGACCAAAAAUUGAUUCUAGAGAAGGUGUUGACUUUGCUGUACGCAUGUGUUGACGUGAUGUCUUCGAAUGCGUGGUUGAACGCACUCGGGGCAAUGGAUCUUGCGCAGAUGUGCGUCCAAGCAGUUUGGGACAGGGAUUCGGUAUUAAAACAAAUUCCCCACUUUGAGCCGGAGAUCAUCAAGCGAUGUGAAGAGGCAGGAAUUAAGACCGUCUACGACGUGAUGGAGAUGGAAGAUAGCGACCGAGACAAACUGCUUCAAAUGUCUCAGGCUCAGAUGCACGACAUUGCAGCGUUUGUCAACUCAUACCCGACUUUGGAGGUCAAUCAUCGGCUUGUCAAGGGUGAAUACACUGCCGGCGCGCCGAUCAUACUGCAGGUCUCGCUUUCGCGCGACGCAGAUGAUGAAGAGGAAGCCCCAAGCGAGAGCGAGCAAGAAGUCGUGGCGCCUUUCUUCCCCACAAAAAAGAUGACCAACUGGUGGCUUGUCGUUGGAGAACAUUCUACUCGACAACUGUUGGUGAUUAAACGGGUCACCGUCACUAGAACGCAGAACGUGAAACUGGAGUUUACACUACCGAAGGGCAAGCAUAAUUCACUCAAACUUUAUGUUAUCUGCGAUUCCUACGUGGGAGCAGACCAUGAUAUUGAGUUGGACGAGAUUGACGUUGCAGAGGGUGAGGAAUCCGACAGUGAUGAGGACGACAGCGAUGAUGCUAUGGAGGAGUAA
Marasmius oreades (fairy-ring Marasmius) is the source of this 6504-nucleotide messenger RNA. RefSeq lists its product as uncharacterized. Gene Ontology annotation, cellular component: nucleus. Gene Ontology annotation, molecular function: nucleic acid binding; ATP binding; ATP hydrolysis activity. NCBI's taxonomy places the organism in Eukaryota, Fungi, Basidiomycota, Agaricomycetes, Agaricales, Marasmiaceae. The record is from RefSeq and is a predicted model, not a curated record. The transcript has 18 exons. Bases 1 to 6504 code for a protein of 2167 amino acids.